CCCUGCCAGCGGCAGAAGCAGCAGUCCCCAAUCCGAACCAGAGCUUUGUGUUAAACCGGCUGGGGAAGUUGCUUUGCAAGAUCCCAACUUCCAUUCAUUGAGCCAGCAUCCAAAGGGGGCUGCGGGGCCGCUACUACCAUCCCCCCGGACUUGGUGAUUUCCAAACUUGGCAACCUUUUUCUCGAUCGCAUUUCCCCCCCCCCUCCCUCCCUCCCCCGCCUUUAUUUUUCUCUCCCCGCGAGGACACUGAACGAUUUCAGACGAUCACAAACGUCCUCUCGCCUCCCUCUGUCCCUCCCCUGCUUUCCCCCGCCGGGAAGAAGUUUAUACUGCAGCCACACCACCGCCUAAACAAAGCCUGUCCGCCAGCGACCGCCUCCCGCGAGCCCAGCCCGGGCAGCGCGCCCCUGCCGCUCCAGCGCCUGGAUCGCCGCUCGGGGACCGCGUCUGCUCCCCCCCAGAUCAUGCAGAGUUACAAGUACGACAAAGCGAUCGCCCCGGAGAGCAAGAACGGGGGCAGCCCUGCCCUGAACAACAACCCGGCCAAGAGCAGCAGCAAGAAAGGGCUGCUCAUCUGCCUGGACCUCCUCUGCCUUCUCAUGGCCGGUCUGCCCUUUCUGAUCAUUGAAACUAGCACAAUCCAGCCGUACCAAAGGGGGUUUUACUGCAACGACGAGAGUAUCAAGUACCCUUUGAAAACGGGCGAGACGAUUAACGACGCUGUGCUGUGUGCUGCAGGGAUUCUCAUUGCCAUCCUUGCUAUCAUAACAGGGGAGUUCUACCGGAUUCACUACUUAAAGGAGAAGUCUCGGUCCUUCAUCCAGAACCCAUAUGUGGCGGCUCUCUACAAACAAGUGGGCUGUUUCGCCUUUGGCUGUGCCAUCAGCCAGUCCUUCACAGACAUUGCCAAAGUGUCUGUCGGACGCUUGCGACCUCAUUUCCUGGAAGUUUGUAAUCCAGACUUUUCAGUAAUCGACUGCUCUAAAGGCUACAUUCAAAACUACACCUGUAGGGGAAAUGACAGCAGAGUCCAGGAAGCCAGGAAAUCCUUCUUCUCUGGUCACGCCUCCUUCUCGCUCUAUACCAUGCUUUAUUUGGUGUUAUAUCUGCAGGCCAGAUUCACAUGGAGAGGAGCCCGUCUGCUACGUCCCCUGCUGCAGUUUACCCUGAUCAUGAUGGCAUUUUACACAGGAUUGUCCCGUGUAUCUGACCACAAGCAUCACCCUACAGAUGUGCUGGCAGGAUUUGCACAAGGAGCCCUGGUGGCUUACUGCAUAGUGUUUUAUGUGUCAGACCUCUUCAAACCCAAGAUGAAGACCUCCCUGCCUCCUCCUCCAAUCCGGAAAGAUAUCCUUUCACCUGUGGACAUCAUUGAACGGAAUAAUCACCACAAUAUGGUGUAGACCUUUGCAACCCUCCUCCCUCCACAAUCCUUCCCCCCUCCCCUUUUUUUUUUUUUUUUUUGCAAAAAUGACUGCUGACAGCAACUACCUGCUGCUCUCAAAUCUCAUCAGACAGUAGAAUGUAGGGAGAGACUUUCUUGCCCGACUAAUAAGGUCUUACUCUCUGGCCUUUUCACUUGCAACAUUUGCAUGAAAUGGGUGUUGUUCAACUAAGUCAAAAGCAACAAUGAGAAAAACAAACAAACAGCGAUGCCGGAAUUCUGGAUGUGCAAUUGGUUGAGUGUUCAUGUUGUAGUGAACCCAAAUUGUUCAUAGCAUAAUGAACACUAAACGAUUAUGUAAAGCCGGCCAUCUUAGCUUUUACUAUGAAGAUUUCCAAUGCCGGUAAGAAAAACUCAAAACUAAAUUAUAUAGCACUGUAUACAAGAAACAGCACUGAUUCAAGAUUUGGGACUGGUUUCUAAGUGUCACUGCUCUUUUCUCCUCCCCUCCUCUUUGUAAUAUUGCUUUGUUUCACUCCGUUCCAUACUGUGAUGUUGGUUCAGAAGAAGCUUGCCCAGUCAGAAAUGUCAGAAGGGUGCCUGGUCAUAUUACACAAACUUAACCCUCCCCCCCCC
Molecule: messenger RNA, 2020 nt
Organism: Caretta caretta (loggerhead turtle)
Lineage: Eukaryota; Metazoa; Chordata; Testudines; Cheloniidae
Gene: PLPP3
Product: phospholipid phosphatase 3
Biological process (GO): signal transduction; phospholipid dephosphorylation; cell-cell adhesion
Cellular component (GO): plasma membrane
Molecular function (GO): phosphatidate phosphatase activity; sphingosine-1-phosphate phosphatase activity
Source: RefSeq, a predicted model, not a curated record